This is a messenger RNA of Ahaetulla prasina, 1308 nucleotides long. RefSeq names its product TERF1 interacting nuclear factor 2 (gene TINF2). The record is from RefSeq and is a predicted model, not a curated record. The transcript has 10 exons. Gene Ontology annotation, molecular function: telomeric repeat DNA binding. Gene Ontology annotation, biological process: regulation of telomere maintenance via telomere lengthening; telomere capping. Bases 42 to 995 code for a protein of 317 amino acids. Lineage: Eukaryota; Metazoa; Chordata; Lepidosauria; Squamata; Colubridae. Gene Ontology annotation, cellular component: shelterin complex.
AGAGCCGGCUCCUUUCUCACUGGGGGUCUCGCAGCUCUUCCAUGGGCGACGAUCGGGCGGGCGAAGCGGCCUCCGAGGGGCCCUGCGGCGCCGUGGCCCUGCGGGUAGUGGCGGCGGCAGCCUGGCACGUGGUCCGCGGGCGCCGCUUCGCGGAUUUCCCGCGGGUCCUGACCUUCCUGGAGAACGUGGCGGAGGCGGCGCCGGAGCUGGUGCCCUUCCAGCACUUGGCCAAGCUGCGCCUGGGGCUGCAGGCCAAGAUUGUCAUGAACAUGUUGCAGGAAGAUCAGCCCCAAGGGAAAAUCUAUGAUGCUAUCGAUACCUACUUUCCAGAGAAUGAGGCGCCGCUCCACCAUUCCAAAGCAACAGCUAAGGACCUAGAGAUGGUACAAACAGCCCAAGAAAACUUCAGAAUUCUGAUACUGAGGUUGCUGAGUGACAGCAUGCAGAAGGAUAUAUAUGUGCAGAAAUAUCUGGAAACAGAUUACGGGGAAGCUUUUGUGAACGUGGUGGAGAAACUCUUCUGCGAUUAUCUCUGCCAGUUGGAACACGUCCUCCCGGAGCCCCAAUUCCAGAUGCUGUUGGAGGCUGCCAGCGUCCAAACCCCCAGCCAGCUUCCCCAACCCAGUGCCACCAUUCUAAACCAGUACUUCAGCGCUGUGGGAUACCAGCGGGCUGGCUAUGACGAACCUCCCCCCUCCCCUCCCCCUCCCUCAAGCGCCCCACGCCAGAGCGGGGACGAAGACCCCCAGACUCCGCCUCGCUCCCCACAGCCAGACAGGAGCCGAAGCGUGGACUCUCCUUCCUGCAUCUCAGAAGGGGAUUCGCACAGGCAGUCCUCGGAAACAACUGAAGAUCUGGUGCCAGAUUCCGAAAGCGAAGGAAGCACCUCACCUUUUCAGGGCGAAUACCGGGGUACCCAUCUCUGCACCCUCAUCCCCACUUUUCGGGAGCAUCUCAGGGAGAGCAGCAGCCAGUUGAAUAGUUCUCUGUUAUGAUUGACAUCUCCGGCGAUGCGGUGGUCCCCCUCACCCACCCCUCCAGCAAAAGACUUCCCGCAGUCCAGAACUUUGCCGACGGUUUGAAAACUUUAUUCCGAAAAGAAGCAAGAAAAGCUUUGAGGCUGGCCGGCGGAAGAGGAAUAGGGCAACGGAGUCCGUCCGUCUCGGGCCAAGACGACGGUCGAGCGGCCGACGCUUUUCUACAGUUGGUCUCGGAAACGGUUCACGAUGGGACGCAUGAGCCCUCCAGGCUCCUUUUGAGGACUGGAAUGUUUGAAAGCACCAGAAACAAAUAAAAAUUGAGUUUGCA